Molecule: messenger RNA, 3053 nt
Organism: Amoebophrya sp. A120
Lineage: Eukaryota; Dinophyceae; Syndiniales; Amoebophryaceae
Source: the annotation of a GenBank genome assembly
CUAAACGUCACAAACGUCAAUCAUGGCGGAUAAUCUCGGUGGCGCUGCCAUCCGGGGAGUGUCCGCCCCGCCACCACCGUUGGCGAGCCCCUCGACACUGUCGGGCACAUUUCCUAAUCAAGUAGAUGACGAGCAGGUGGAUUACGACGGCACGGGCAUCGGCGUGGUGCCUUUGAGCAAAACUUCGUCCAAAUCGAAACCUAUUUCGUCCGUGGGAAACAUCAUCAUGCCAGAGGGGCCUCGCCUGGAGGAAUUUCGGGACAUGCAUGACAUCCCGGAAGAACUCCCGGACUACCGCGACCAGCACGGUAUGACUGACAUCGAGCGCACCACCAUCGGGUUGCCGAGUAUCCGGGAAUCUCAGCGGUUGAAACAGGGCAGGGAGCGGUUGUCGCAAUUUUUGCGGGAGCAAGAGUACGUCAACACGCGCGUCCGGUGGAUGGGUGUGCGGGCAAUGCUCAAGUACGAUGUGACGCAAAAACCCAAGCCGCACAUGACUGCAGAUUCGGAUGCCAAGGCUUCGGAGUUGGAGAAAAAUUACUUUGGUACACUUGUGGCCAUAUUUUUAGAGUUGUAAUGAAAUUUGACUCAACUGAUAAUGCCUCUUUGCCAUGAGUGCCACCUUUUUUUUGUGGAAACAAAGUCCAUUGAAUAUCAAAAACAGAUCGCAUUACGAUGAGCUUUCCGAAGAACUGGCGGAAGAAAAUCCCUCGGUGGGAAAAAGCCUUUUUGAUGCGCAACCAGCUCUUCAUCGAUACCAAGAAGAUGCGGCGGCAGCAUUUGAAAGAAUGGCUGGAACGGUUGGAACUGGACAGCAUGCGAUCCAAGCCCGUCCUCAACCUGCCGGGGAUCCAGAACUGGUAUCGCGGCGACGAGUAUGCGCGGGUCUGGCCGACGCGUGGCCACUACCUGUACAAGCAGGCCUGCGUUUUGACGGAGGAAAGGAGGCAACGGGAGGUCCGUCGGGUCGAAGAGAUCCUGCGAAAAGAUCGCGAGUCUUGCACGUUCAAGCCGGAACGGAACCCGAGACAAGUAAUGGAGUUUUACCACAAGCAAUCGGACAUCGGCAAAGAUUCGUCGCGCGCUUGGCGGUGCACCCCGAGCUUCAAACCGAAGCCGCGGCACGACGCACUGGAGGGCAAGCCGCGGGAAGUGUACGAGGGCUUCUUGCGCCAAUCCCCGGACACGGUGAAGUGGAGCAGUGGAGACAAGGUCAGCAAAGCGAAUGAUCUGCAGGGCUUGAAGGAGAGACACGCCGCGUUUGAAAUCCACCACCCGGAUCCGAACGAGGACGCCUCGAACAUGGCCCAGCAACAAUCCGGCGUACACACGGCACUGAUGCGGGACAACGUCGCACACCAGAAGUUCAUGCAGAACAACCACUACCAGCUCGCGUGUCUCGAGGAUCCGACCGGGUUUGGAAAGGUGUUCCCGACCUUGAAGCACCCAAAGCACGACGUGAUGAAAUCCCUGGUGCGGCAGGCGGCGCGGGAAAAGAAGGAAUACGUCGAGGUGGAGCACGCGAACGUGUUCCACGUGGAGGCCAGCCCGGAAAUGCUGGCGCAGCACCAGGAGAGGAAAAAGGGCAAGGGGGUGCUGGAUACCGGUUUAACCGAGAAGCAGAAGCAGAAACACCUCUUCGGCGGAAAAGCGGCCACGAGUGCGAUUGACGACUCGAAGCUGGAGGGCAGUGAAGAGCGGGCGUGGCGCAUCGCGGUGCACCGCAUGGAGCGCAUGGGGAACGCGCCGCGGUCGCUCGUGGAACUCGUGCCGACCAAUAAAGCCGAAACCGAACUUGCGGCCCUCGAGGCGAUCUUUGCCGACGACGUCGCGGAAGAGGAGGAGGAGGCGAAGCGAAAAGCGCAGGAGGAGGCGCAGAAAGCCGCGGAGGGACUGUUGCAGAAGAAAAAGGUCGCCCGGGCAGCGCGGAAGAAGGCACGAGUGCCGAUCUGGGCGCGCCCAUUGCCGAAAGAGCAAAACGAAAAGCGGAGUGAUUUCAUCCAAAAGAGGAAAAUGCGGCAAGAGAUGGCCAUGAUUUCUCCCUGGGAGCGGCAACUGUUGUCCGCACAGGAGUUGCAGGUGCGGCAACUGGGCAUUCAGGGUCAGGAUCACGAGCAUCGCAGCAACUUUGCCCAGGACAAGGUGCGGCAAGUGGUGGGCGAUAGGACCUACGCACAGAUGUCGAGCGCGGAAAAAGAGAAAAUGUCAAAGCAGCUGUACAAAAGUCUCGCCAAGGGGGCAUCCGGAAUGGAGGAUGGGUAUAGCAUAAAUUUGAAUUUGUCAAAAAUUCACGUAGCUUUUCGUAUGUAGUACUAGGACUUCGGAUUUUGAUCUCGGGCCCUGUUAAAAGUAAAAAGAUCCAGCUCUGAAAUCUAAAUGAAAAUCUCAAAACUGCGCAGUUCUACGUCGUCCAAGGACAAGUCCAAGCGAGCGAAGCAGAAGCUGGGGACCAGCGCCAACUUUAAUGAGUUCGGCUCGGUAUUUGGAUCCAAUCUUGCCUCUGGAAGUACCGACCCGCUGAACAGUCAGCAGGUGGUGGAGGACACCUUGACAGAAGGCGUCGGUAUCAUCGCGAACAGCCUCGGGGUCCGACCAGAGGAUGUGGGGAACGCGCUGCAAGCGCACGCUGAGGAGAACAAGCUCCAAGGUGACCCCGAGCUCAUGAAAGCCGUCGGAGCGAUUCAGCGGGCGUCCGAGGUUGCGGCGCGGUCAGACGGCAGUAAAAACACAUAAGAGUUGAGAAAGAGAGAAUUCCUUUUUGAACACCGGGAACUAAAAUUUAGGACUUCUCAGUGAGUUGAGAUUUAGAUCGUUUCCCCGUUCCUGAAUACUUAAGUCCAUUGAGGGAGAUCGUUUCCUAAAAAGAAAAACACUACCUCCUAUAGACUGUAUCCCAGAUUCCAAUGAUGUACUUGAAUAUCUAAACCCGUUAUACUUUUGGCUUGUACUUGCGUGCUCCUUACUUCUCCAUAUCCUGGGAAACGAACGAACUGAGAUCCGUCGCUUUCUGUGGAAUCUCUCGCGCGCGUAAAUACUUUGUAUUGUAUGCAACG